Aspergillus welwitschiae is the source of this 1116-nucleotide messenger RNA. Its product is annotated as DUF967 domain protein. NCBI's taxonomy places the organism in Eukaryota, Fungi, Ascomycota, Eurotiomycetes, Eurotiales, Aspergillaceae. The record is from RefSeq and is a predicted model, not a curated record. The transcript is spliced from 2 exons. Bases 429 to 998 code for a protein of 189 amino acids. Gene Ontology annotation, biological process: post-translational protein targeting to endoplasmic reticulum membrane. Gene Ontology annotation, cellular component: TRC complex.
AGAUGAGGGGAAGCAAAGCAAUGCGGAGUCAGAAGACCGGCAUUCACUCAAGAUCCCGAUUACAUGCAGAUUCCACCAUCUUCUCCCACCGCAAAAAUUCCAUCCCAGUUGUCAAUAUCUUAAACUAAGUCAAUAUAAUGUGGCCCAUAGUUACAUAGACAUGUUAUGAUGUGGCACGACAGCAUCCCAAGUAUACAAGUGAUGAUCAUGUAAUCAUUUAUGUAACAGGGUGUGCCCCCACCCCCAACCGAGCUUAGCAAUCAAUCCACCUGGACCCCUCCUGUCAUUUCCCAGCAUCUACUAGAUAUUCUACUUCUUCUUUUCCUCUACUAUCUCCCACUCCUCCUUACUCACCUGAAUCCCGCCUUAAAGCGAACAAAGUCACUCAUCUUCUACAAAGAACCCAACUUCUCCACCAAACAACCAAAAUGGAAGACACUCCCCUUCCCCCCGCAAGCACCGACCCCCGCGACCUCGCGGCCCUCGAAUCCAACCCCUCCGUAAUCUUCCCCGCCUUCACCUCCAGCACCGCGUGGACCCUCGGUCUGGCCCUGCGCGAGCGCAUUCUAUCUCUCCCACCCACACAACGCAAACCGGCCCUAGUUUCCAUCGCUUUGACCGGGGGCUCCGAACCACACGUUAUUUUCCAAUGCGCGACGGAGCCCGGCACGGUGGCGGACAACGAGGUGUGGGUGCGGCGGAAGCGGAACACGGUGUUGCGGUGGGGCAUGUCGAGCUGGUUGAUGAGGCAGAAGAUGUUGAGUUCGACGGGGGCGGAAGCGAGUGAGGUGGAGGCGGCGUUUGUGAGGAAGUUUGCGUUGACGAGUACUGGGGGUGGAGGGGCGGCGGAUGAGUUUGCGAUUCAUGGGGGUGCGUUCCCGAUUCGGGUGAGGGGGGUGGAUGGGAUUGUGGGGGUGGUGGUGGUGAGUGGGUUGAAGCAGGAGGAUGAUCAUCAGGUGGUUGUUGAGGGGAUCAGGGAGGUUAUUUCGAAGAUGUGAGGGGAGGAUUUAGUGUAUUAUAUAGGAUUGUAUUAGAGUGGAUUGGUUAUAUUGUGUGGUGGUUGGGUUGUCUGUCCUUUUUGUGUAUAGUCUAUGAUCUACAGGAGAUAGAAUUCAU